CUCUCGUCCAUGAUCUAACAAACCUCGCACCAUGUCCCUAUGUACCAGAUCACGUCCUUUUUCACCUAGGAUAUGCUUUCCUCUCCACCGAUCUCCUCAACUCCUUGGACAAGUCCGAUUCAAAAAGGCAAAGUCUUACCCAGGUCCUCCUCCACCCAUCAUCCCCCUCACCGGUCCUGAAUCUCCCCUGCCCCCAGCUGAGCCCGCUCAUCUUAAUGAUAUAUCAUCAGAUGAACCCACAAGCUCGACUACAGCCGCUAAACUGGCUGAGGACAAGUAUACAGCCGCACAUCUGCAAAAGAUGUUACCGACCAUGUCUGAUUUAGGUCUGGUCAGGAAUGACAAGGUGACCGUGGCUAUGUCAGGAGGAGUUGAUUCUUCCCUUGCUUUGAGGAUAUUGGCAGAUAUGCCACUGGAUCUGAAUGUGGUGUAUAUGAGAAAUUGGGAUCCACUUCUCUCUGAAACCCCCUCGUUUGAAGAAGACGAACCUCUUGGUCCAGGUUCUGUCUUACCUGACAAAAACAAAAAGGGAAGACAGAAAAAGAAACCACAAUCCAAAGGGAAAGGUGCUGAGGUCGAGACUUGUUCUUGGAAAAGAGAUUGGAAAGAUGUUCAGGCGGUAGCUCAAUACGUGGGAAUACCUAAGCACAGGGUUUUUUUAUUGGAUCUAAGUAAGCCGUAUUGGAAUAGGGUGUUUGAACCUGCUAUAAAGGAAUGGUCAGCCGGAGGGACACCGAAUCCUGAUGUGGCUUGUAAUUCGGAAAUCAAAUUUGGGGAAUUGCUUGAUUGUCUUCCCGGUGGUCAAGGUGGGAUACAGUUCAUAGCUACCGGUCAUUAUGCCCGUGUGAAGAAAGUGCAACAUGCCACAAGGCUCUGUCGGGGAAAGGAUGUGGAAAAAGAUCAAUCAUACUAUCUGUCAGGUGUAACGGAAGCUCAGCUGAAGAACAUGAUCUUACCUUUGCAAAAUCUGACUAAACCUUGGGUCAGGCGUCUAGCCAGGUUUUACGGUCUUCCAACUGCCGACAGAGAAGAAAGUAUGGGUAUAUGUUUUGUUGGUGAGAGGCAAAGGUUUGGGGACUGGUUAUCGCAAUACAUCCCUAAACCCGAAACCAAAGGUCACCUCGUGACUCCUGAAGGCAAGCGUAUAGCAGAACAUGAAGGUUUAUGGUAUUACACCAUUGGUCAACGGGCUCGUGUGGGAGGAAUGGAUGAACAGUAUUUCGUCGCUAGGAAAGGUGUGGGUGAAAGUGGACAGGAUAUCUUGGUUGUACCUGGAUCAGAUCACCCCGCUCUUCAAUGCGUAUCAGUCAAGACUGAUAGUUUCAAUUGGAUAGCCGGUAAAAUACCUAAAGGUUUCGUUCCUGGUGGAAGGAAGAAAGCACAGAUUCAAGUCCGACAUCGUAUGUCGCCAGUCGUAGGUGUGGUCGGGAUAAAUUGGAAUGGAAGAGGGAUCAUCGUAGAUUUUCCUGAACCUAUAAAAGGUGGUGUUGCACCAGGACAAACGAUAGCAUUAUGGUAUCAAAAAUGGUGUUUAGGUAGUGGUACUAUAAGAUCUACCACUUCGUUGGAUCAAUUAUCACCUGAAGAAGCCAGUGCUUAUAUAGAACGAUUGGAACGUCGUACGAAGAAACCAGUCAUGGAACAUGUUGAUUCUUUGACUGAUAGUGGAGAGAGUGAAGAUAUUCAGUUGGAUUCAAGUGUAGUGGAAUCGGGUGAGAAAGGUGAAUCAGAGUCUCAAUCAUUGCACCUUGAGUCGGGUGGUGAGAGUCAAACUAUGGAAGAGACGACGAGUGACGAGAAUGAUAUUGAAGAGAACAAAAUGAGAGCUGCUGGAUGAAAAUAAAAUGGUAAAUAUUUGUGGUGACAUCGAAACGGAAGAUGAGUAAUCUUGUUGUAAAGCAUUGUAUUCAAUAUGAAUAUACAAAUCACUCU
Molecule: messenger RNA, 1932 nt
Organism: Tremella mesenterica DSM 1558
Lineage: Eukaryota; Fungi; Basidiomycota; Tremellomycetes; Tremellales; Tremellaceae
Exons: 9
Coding region: 32-1837 (601 amino acids)
Biological process (GO): tRNA wobble position uridine thiolation
Cellular component (GO): mitochondrion
Molecular function (GO): sulfurtransferase activity
Source: RefSeq, a predicted model, not a curated record